UGAGCGCUAUAUCAGUGUGUGUGUUUGAACUCUUCUGGUUAGUUUGACUUUUCUGUGGUGAAGAAGAAACCGAGGAUAACAGAUAUGAUGGGGGUGUCUCUGCCUGCGCACGGGCAGGAGCGCCCUGGCCAGCAGGCUGAUUGUUAGCCAUGCUGCGACAGCAAGAACCCACGGUUAGCACCCUGCAUCUGGUGGCCAAUGAUAUGACCGAUAUCAUGGAGAACUUGGACACACGAGAACUUGACAUCGGCGAUGGGGAGUUUGAGGAGUUUGAUGGCCGGGAUCCCAAUAGUACAGAAAACCGCAUCCCCUUCUCAGCUGUGUAUAAAACAACAGGCUUUAAAGAGACCGGGGCACGCGUGUUUCUUACUGCGCUUCCCAUCACCGCCAAAAUCCUGGAGGUGGAACGCUUCACUUCUGCCCAGGAUCGCUUCAACCUCACGACCCAGAGAAGCGUCUCUAAGGCGCUUCCGGCUUUGUUUAAGAUCGAGAUGAGGCACGGAAACUUCACCUGGUUGGUAAAGAGGAAGGAGAAACAUUUUAUGGAGCUUCACAGGGAACUCCGUGCCUACAAGACCUUCCUCAGAAUUCCAUUGCCCACCCGCAGUCACACGGAGCGAAGGCACACCAUAAACCGGAACCUUGAACGGCACAUGCCAAGUCUACCCCGGAGUGGAGGCGAAGAACUGGCCAGGGAAGAGCAAGUCUCUAGUCGAAAAAGACAACUUGAAGACUACUUGAAUAAGCUGCUUAAAAUGCCAAUGUAUAGAAACUACCAUGCAACAAUGGAAUUUAUUGAUGUGAGUCAGCUGUCCUUCAUUCAUGAUUUGGGACCAAAAGGCUUGGAGGGUAUGGUUCUCAAAAGGUCAGGGGGUCACCGUAUUCCUGGACUGAACUGCUGUGGCCACAGCAAAAUGUGCUACCGCUGGUCCAAACGUUGGAUGGUGGUGAAGGACUCCUCCCUACUCCUCAUGAAGCCAGACACAGGUGCCAUCUCAUUCGUCCUGCUGAUGGAUAAGGCGUUCGGCAUUAAAAUGGACACUAAAGAGACUGAGACAAAGCACGGUGUCCGCAUAGACAGUCUGUCCAGGACUCUGGUGCUGAAGUUCACAAGUUACCGUCACGCCCGCUGGUGGGGACAGGCAAUUGAUGAAUUUGUGCGCAAGUAUGGCAGCAAUUUUCUUAAGGAUCACCGGUAUGGUUCCUUUGCCAAUGAACAGAAGAACAUCCCAUCUAAAUGGUAUGUGAAUGGGAAGCAGUACAUGGAGGAUGUGGCAAAUGCACUGGAAGAGGCAGAGGAGGAGAUCUUUAUCACUGACUGGUGGCUUAGCCCUGAGAUCUUCCUCAAGAGGCCUGUCGUCGAGGGCAACCGCUGGCGACUCGAUUGCAUUUUGAAACGGCUAGCGCAAAAAGGUGUGCGGAUAUUUGUGAUGUUGUACAAGGAGGUGGAACUGGCUCUCGGCAUAAACAGUGAAUACAGCAAACGAACACUACUACAGCUUCACCCCAAUAUCAAGGUAAUGAGGCACCCUGACCACGUAUCCUCUUCCGUGUACCUAUGGGCGCAUCAUGAGAAGAUUAUAGUCAUUGACCAAUCGGUGGCAUUCGUGGGAGGCAUUGACUUGGCGUACGGACGCUGGGAUGAUCGGGAGCAUCGGCUGACCGACAUAGGAAGUGUCACCAGGACUCUUCCUGUGUCUGCAGAGAAUGCUUCUGAAGCCUCUCCUGCUAUGGCUGCUCCAUCAAACGGGCCCAGCGGGGUGCACAUUAACGGCAAAAGUUUACCUGUCGACACAGUGGACCAGCCGAAACUAAAAGGACAGGGGAAGACCAAGAAGACCCGUUUCAGCAUCCGUAGACACCUGCAGAAACACGGGCUGGCACCUACAGACAGCGUGAGCAGUGCCGAGAGCUCAGAAGAAAAGGCUGAAGCUGCACAGGAUCUGCAAGCGGACGUUAUUGGCCUGAUGGGGAACACCCGGUUCUGGCACGGCAAAGAUUACUGCAACUUUGUGCAUAAGGACUGGAUCCAGUUGGAUAAACCUUUUGAUGAUUUUAUUGACAGGCACAUAACUCCCAGAAUGCCUUGGCAUGAUAUUGCCUCAGUGGUUCAUGGGAAAGCAGCCAGAGAUGUUGCACGCCAUUUUAUUCAGCGCUGGAAUUUCACAAAGAUCAUGAAGCCCAAAUACAGAUCCCUGUCGUACCCGUACCUCCUUCCUAAAUCUCACACUACUGCAAAUGAGAUCAAGUAUCAGGUCCCUGGCUGCACCCAGACUAAUGUCCAGGUGUUACGAUCCGCCUCAGACUGGUCAGCAGGUAUAAAAUACCACGAGGAGUCGAUUCAUACAGCCUAUGUCAAUGCAAUUGAAAACAGUAAACACUAUAUCUACAUAGAGAACCAGUUCUUCAUAAGCUGCGCCGACAACAAAGUCGUUCACAAUAAAAUUGGAGAUGCCAUCGCCAAGAGGAUCAUAAAAGCAUAUCGGGAGGGUAAAAAGUACCGUGUGUAUGUGGUGACACCACUGCUUCCUGGAUUUGAGGGGGAUAUCAACACUGGUGGGGGCAGUGCCAUACAGGCAGUCAUGCACUUCAAUUACAGGACCAUGAUAAGAGGAGACUUCUCCAUUAUCUCACAGCUGAAGAAAGAAAUGGGGGAUCAGUGGAUGAAUUACAUCUCAUUUGGGGGUCUGAGGACCCACGCUGAGCUGGAGGGAAAGCUAGUGACUGAACUGAUAUAUGUCCACAGCAAGAUGCUUAUUGCCGACGACAACACCGUCAUCAUUGGUUCUGCCAAUAUCAAUGACCGGAGCAUGCUUGGUAAAAGAGACAGUGAGGUGGCAGUCAUUUACGAGGAUAUCCACACUGUGAAGUCAGUCAUGGACGGUCAGGAGUAUCAGGCUGGACGCUUCGGAUUGAGUAUUCGGCUGGAGUGUUUCAGGAUGAUUCUAGGUGCCAACACUGACCCCAGCAUUGACGUGACGGACCCUAUCAGUGACCAGUUUUAUAAGGACGUGUGGAUGACCACAGCUGCACGGAAUGCAACCAUCUACCAGAAGGUUUUCCGCUGCUUGCCAUCCAGCGAUGUUCGGGCAAUUCUGGAGUUGGAUGGCUACCUCUCAAAGCCUGGUUUGGAGAAGGAAGACCCUGCCCGUGCUCAAGAGGAGCUGAAGAAGAUUCGGGGCUUCCUGGUCCAGUUCCCUCUCCAGUUCCUCUGCGAGCAGAACCUUCUGCCACCCAUCGGAUCAAAAGAAGCCAUGGUGCCUAUGGACGUAUGGACGUGAGAGAACCCGUCAACAUUACCAAGCUUAAAAUAAACUGCAAAUCUAGCAGAUGUACCAGGAAUGACUUCAUCUUUCUUAUAAAACGGACUCUUCUGAGACCGAAAAGGAGAUCUGGAGGAGAGUCAGCCAUUAGUUGUUUACGCGCCUAGAAUUAAGGACAUCAGACUGGUUUGUUUCGUCCCGGUUCGAAACUUGAUUGUUUUAUGUUUUCUGACACUAUGCAACUUAAACUAAUAUUAUUUUUUAGGAAAUAUCCUUACAAGUCCUAUACAAGAUGAUGAAAUGGACGUUUUUGGUGACCUUGGACCCCUGAUUGGAUGCUAACAUAUUGAUUCUUGUUCAUCGUCAUUAGUGAAUGGUUUUGUGCCCUGUAACACGCACUGAAUAUGUAUUAUUCUCUGCAUGUAAGUGCCAACUAUGUUUGUGUAACUUUUCUUAUUUCUCUAUAUAAAGUGUCCCUUAUGUACUGUAUUUCAAGGUAAUUUAUGGGUCUGUGAAUAGUGGACAUGAUCCAUUAAAUUGACAAGUUUUGGUGGCCUUCUUUGUUUACUGUGCACUUGAUGUUAGGUAUGAACUAAAAUUGACCAAAGCAUUUGUCCAUUAUGACCAAAUUGAGUUGGUUUUAUAAGAAUACAGACUAGUAUUCAGAUUUAUUCCAAUUAUUUGUCCAUAUAGUACAGUAUACUUUAAAAACAUGUUAUGCCUGAAGCUCUAAAGAAGUUUACUAAUCGUUCUAAAUGGACAUGUCGAUGUUAAUUCAUUCCAUUUAGAAGCACUGAAUCAACUACAAACAUUUGAUUUACGUCACUGUAAAGAUCACAGCGUGUGUGUUCGUAUUAAAAAUAUGCAGCAAGUAACCUCUAACAGUUGUUAGCCAAGCAUUUAAAUGUCUGCACUGUUGACUGUGUAUCUGCACUUUAAUUGUAGUUCAGGAGCUGAUUUCUAUUCUCUUUCUAACUUAUUUUCCUCUUGUCUUUUUACAAUUUUCCCCUUGAAUUGCAGUUUUGCACAAAAUAUUUAUCAUCAAAAACACAAAUUAUGUGUGUUGGAAUGUUAAUGAAAUAUGUGAAUUGGUGUUAUACAUAUAAUUAAACAAUGAUUUUCACACUA
This is a messenger RNA of Pimephales promelas (fathead minnow), 4391 nucleotides long. RefSeq names its product phospholipase D1b (gene pld1b). Gene Ontology annotation, cellular component: intracellular membrane-bounded organelle; plasma membrane region. Gene Ontology annotation, molecular function: phosphatidylinositol binding; D-type glycerophospholipase activity. Gene Ontology annotation, biological process: regulation of microvillus assembly; phospholipid catabolic process; phosphatidic acid biosynthetic process. NCBI's taxonomy places the organism in Eukaryota, Metazoa, Chordata, Actinopteri, Cypriniformes, Leuciscidae. The record is from RefSeq and is a predicted model, not a curated record.